Molecule: messenger RNA, 174 nt
Organism: Dovyalis caffra
Lineage: Eukaryota; Viridiplantae; Streptophyta; Magnoliopsida; Malpighiales; Salicaceae
Source: the annotation of a GenBank genome assembly
AUGACUCGUGACAGGAGGGAUACCCAUUCAUGGGUCAAAAAGCCCACUCCUCUCCACUUGGAUCGGUCGGGUCUUCUAUCCCUAAUACACAAAAUAGAUAUUAGUCCCCUAGCAACUGAAGUUGUGCCUCUUUCCUCUGCUGCUGCGAUUGCUGCUCAUCAAUUUUGCACCUAA